AUGCUGAGUGACGUUGUAGGAUGUGACGACACCGCACUUUCGGAUCGUGCCGCGAAGAUACAAGAUCCACAUGACACUAAUUCCACAAAGAAAGCAAGUCACUUUCUUAUGAAGCACCACACCAAUGAAAUAAAGACUAAGACGACUCAAGAGAUAGUCAGUGAGAUGGAGGCUACCAAAGAGAUGGCAAACCUCCAACUGCUACCGGAUCGCUUGGCUGCUGCCGAUGCCAUGGUGAAUAGUCUUCAGAAGGCACUUCGCGCGAUGAACAACCCUGACACGCUGAAGUUUAUGAGUUCCGUCAAGUCGCCAAUGGCUUUAAACACUGUGCUUUUGCGUCAGAUGUAUACCAAGCUUGUUGCCCGCAAAUGA
Messenger RNA from Plasmopara halstedii, 372 nucleotides. RefSeq lists its product as uncharacterized. Lineage: Eukaryota; Oomycota; Peronosporomycetes; Peronosporales; Peronosporaceae. The coding region runs from base 1 to 372 and encodes 123 amino acids. The record is from RefSeq and is a predicted model, not a curated record. The transcript is spliced from 2 exons.